Molecule: messenger RNA, 348 nt
Organism: Pelobates cultripes (western spadefoot toad)
Lineage: Eukaryota; Metazoa; Chordata; Amphibia; Anura; Pelobatidae
Source: the annotation of a GenBank genome assembly
AUGAGGCUGAAACAUGCUGUUGCAUCUGGAAAGAGAAUGACUUCCUAUUUCUCUCCAAAAAUUCAGAACGAAUUAAUUUGUCUUUUGGGAACUCAUGUGAAGGACAAAAUAGUGGCUGAUAUCAAGAAAGCAAAGUACUUUGGGAUUCUUUUUGACAGCACCCCUGAUGUGUCCCACACUGAUCAGAUGUGUGAAGUGAUCAGAUAUGUUCAUAUUGAAGGUGACAAUGUUGAAGUAAAGGAAUCAUUCUUGGGCUUAUUGCAUAUUGCUGAAAAGACUGCUGCUGAGCUCACAGAAAAUAUCCUGCAACAUCUGGAGGAAGAUCCUUUGCCGUGGUCAAGGAUAUGA